Molecule: messenger RNA, 488 nt
Organism: Racocetra persica
Lineage: Eukaryota; Fungi; Glomeromycota; Glomeromycetes; Diversisporales; Gigasporaceae
Source: the annotation of a GenBank genome assembly
GUUGUGCGGUAGGAGUCGGUAUUUGUAUUGCUACGGCCGGAACUGCUACGCCCAUAGUCGCCUCUACGGCUCUCACUUUUGCGGGAGCAGGGGGAAUGGCCGGUUUUUUUAUUGGUGAUAAAGCCGAUAAAGAGUCAGCAGAAAGGGAAAAGAUGAUGAUGCAGGACCAGAGGUAUAAAGACGCUAGAAACCAAUUGGACCAACAAAUAAACGAAAAUUAUCAAACCCAAGACGCUAUAAAUACCAUUGUUGGUAAAAUUAACGGUAAUAUCCAAAGACAACCUAACGAAACUGACGAGUAUUUAAGAAAUCAAUUAGCCAUUCUUAAUGGUGAAUUGGACAGUGGCAAAAGAAGAAUAGGCAUUUUAAGAGGUGAAUUAGAUAAAUUGAGAAAAAACUUGGGAGGUAAUCAGUCAUUAAUGAGCCUUUUAGGCCUGGAUAAAUUAUCUUUUGCUGAUAAAGUGAUAAUUGCGGGCGGGAUAGUGCUG